Messenger RNA from Moesziomyces aphidis, 2421 nucleotides. Lineage: Eukaryota; Fungi; Basidiomycota; Ustilaginomycetes; Ustilaginales; Ustilaginaceae. The record is from the annotation of a GenBank genome assembly.
AUGAAACCGUCGAUGCGGCGGCACACGUUUGCCUCCGUCGAGAAGGCUCUGGCGGAAUCAAUGGCCGCCAUCGGAGAGAAAAAGAAGGCAAAGAAGGACUUCGGUGUUUUCGCCAUUUCGGUGCUGCCAUGCUCGCUUAGCAGGGUUGUCCGAAAAAAGGGAUCCGACGCGAGGCGGCCUCGCGAAACGCACACGGCGACAUCGGCCAACCGGUUCAUGCUAGACAGUGCGACAAAGUCCGAAGCAACGGCCUUGUCUGGAAAUCACAGGGGCGAGGCGGCAGAGGCAGACGAGGAGAAAGAUGGAAGUUCGGACUUGGCCGCACUUCGCCGUUGGCAAGGUCGCUGUGGCUUGCAGCAGCGCUCGGUGGAUUUCUUUGGUUCGCACACUUUCGUUGCCGGUCGAGGAGAGCGGGGCGACUGGGCAGUUUGCUCUGCUUCCUCUCGUCCGGCGGCAAUGACGGGCAAGAACGAAGAGGUGGCGGAAGGGAGUGCCGAUCCCGCUUCCCACCUCGCCCAGCCUGACACACGCCUCGAUCAAUCAGAGCACGACAUCGGCGAAGCCGACAGACGACGCUGCGACACCGGCGAGAGCUCGGAUGCAGCUGGCCAAGGUGCAGGUGCAGGUGCAGAUCUGGAAGCGUGGUCCUCCGCUUUUGCUCUCAGCACCACAGAUCUAUUGCAGGGAAGACGUCGAGGCCUCCUUUUCCUCGCGCUUCGCCGGCCUUUAUCUCCAGCAUUUCCUCGUCUCCAGCUCUUGCCGCUUCGAGCGUCCGAGCUCGCCACAAUGGGUCGCAUCACCAACCCCUACGUGCUGACGGCACUCGCCUGUACCGGCGGUCUGCUCUUCGGCUUCGACAUCUCGAGCAUGAGCGCUAUCAUCUCCUCGCCCAACUACCUCACCUAUUUCGGCCCCAAGGACCUGACCGUCGAGUGCCCCGACCGCCCCGGAGCCCUUUGCAACAUCGGUCCCAGCCCCAGUGUACAGGGUGGUAUCACGGCUUCCAUGGCCGGAGGUUCCUUCAUCGCCUCGCUCUUCUCCGGCAUUGUGGCGGACCGCUUUGGUCGUCGUUCUGCAAUCUUCCUUGGCUGCAUCCUUUGGGUAAUUGGUUCCAUUCUCACCUGCGCCGUUAAAAACAUCGGCAUGCUCAUCGUAGGCCGUAUCUUCAACGGCAUGUGCGUUGGUCUCGCCUCGGCUCAGGUGCCCGUCUAUCUCUCCGAGCUCUCGCCCGCCCGCAUCCGUGGUCGCCUCGUCGGCUGCCAGCAGUGGGCCAUCACCUGGGGUAUUUGUAUCUUCUUUUUCAUCUGCUACGGCUGCUCCUUUAUUGGCAAGCAGAUCGACGGUCAGCAGGACGGAAGAGGUACUGCUUCCUUUCGCGUGCCCUGGGGUCUCCAGAUGAUUCCCGCGCUUGUUCUGAUGGCUCUGGUCCCCAUGAUGCCCGAGUCACCCCGAUGGCUCAUUACCAUGGGCCGCAACGCCGAGGCCCUCGAGAUCCUCGGCCAGGUUCACGCGAGCGGAGACCAGAAUGCACCCGAAGUACAAGCCGAAUACAAAGAGAUCUGCCAGAACAUCGAGGAGAGCACCGGCGAAGGCUCUGGCUACAUUGACCUCUUCCGCAAUGGCAACGCCUGGAGGACCCACAUCGCCAUGUUCACGCAGAUCUGGUCGCAGCUUACUGGUAUGAACGUCAUGAUGUAUUACCUCUCGUACGUUUUCGAGAUGGCCGGAAUCACUGGCAACAUCGCUCUGAUCUCCAACGGCAUCCAAUAUGUCAUUAACGUCGUAAUGACCGUGCCGGCACUUCUCUACAUCGACCGAUGGGGCCGCCGCCCGACGCUGCUCAUCGGCUCCACCCUCAUGACCAUCUGGCUCUUCGCCGUCGCCGGUCUCAUGGGCAACUACGGCCAUCCAUUCCCCAAUUCGGGAAACUCGGUAGUCCAAUGGCAGGUCACUGGACCCGCAUCCAAGGCCGUCAUCGCCUGCUCCUACCUCUUUGUGGCGAGUUUUGCACCAACAUGGGGUCCAGUAUCCUGGAUCUACGUUCCCGAGCUGUUUGGGAAUCGUCUGCGAGGCAAGAGCAACUCGGUGUCGACCGCGAGCAACUGGGCUUUCAACUUCGCCCUUGGCUACUUCGUUCCGCCCGCAUUUCACAACAUCAAAUGGAGAGCCUACAUUGUCUUUGGCUGCUUCACGGUUGCCAUGACGAUCCACGUCUUCUUUGCCUUCCCCGAGACUGCUGGCAAGACGCUCGAGGAGGUCGACGAGAUCUUCCAGUCUGGUGUCCCCGCCUGGAAGACGCGCAAGGGUUCGGGCGCUCUCGCUCGCGACAUCGAGGCUGUCAAGGUCGGCAACGCCCCCGUCUUCACCCGCCAGGCCAGCACUCCCAGCGACUCGGCCGACGAGAAGGAGUUCAAGGCUUAA